AUGGUCGCCCUACCGCAUCCCUAUCCAUUAAAUGCCAAUUCAAAUAGAGUUAUUUUGAAAGGUAGAAAACAUGCGACAAGAAAGCACACCUUCACACCAGGAGAUAAACAGACGAAUACCAAUCUCGGCAAGGAUGGAUUUGUACCACACCCCGUGCCAGAGGCUUCCUUGUUUGUUACCGUCGAAGAGGAAGAAAUCAGUGAAAAAGUCUCAACCCAGCAGCAGCUCACAGAAGUUGAUGACCACUUAUAUGCUAAACCUGUGCAAAUGGUUAAUGUUGCCACCCAGACCAACCCGGACAUAGAGGGAAUGUCAAGCAAUGAGGAAUCCCAGGAUAGGGGGAACACAAAGAGACGCCUUCUGAUGGAAGAUGUAUAUAAAAAUGACAUGUCCUGCAAAUUUUACACAGGUAUAACAUUGGCAGUUUUUACUAUCAUCUUCAAUGUACUUAAGAUUAAGGCAUCCUCAAUGGUGUACUGGAAUAGCACAGAAACAAAUGAGCGACAUGAUUCCAAGACUCCAAGAAGAGGACCUAAACGCUUGCUUUCAUUGAAAGAAGAAUUCACUCUAACCUUGUUGCGACUACGAAGAGGAUUUGACACCAAAUCACUCAGUGAUAUGUUUGCCAUUUCUGAAAGUUCAGUAAGCCGAAUAUUUACUACAUGGAUGUGUCUCAUGAGCAUUGACCUUGGCUUUCUCAUCAAAUGGCCAUCCAAAGAACAAAUCAUGGAAAAUUUGCCCAAAUGCUUUAAACAUUUCAAAAAAACAAGAUGCAUUAUUGACUGCACUGAAUUCUUUGUGCAAAAACCCAAUCUUCCAUCUGCUCAGAGAAUAACAUAUUCAUCUUACAAACACCAUAAUACCUUCAAGUGUUUAGUAGCAAUAACUCCAUCGGGUUCAUUUUGUUUUGUAUCUGAUUUGUACACUGGUAGUAUUUCUGACAAGAAAAUAGUACAAGAAUCUGGCUUUUUGGAUAAUAUCGAGUUUGGUGAUGACAUUAUGGCGGACCGUGGCUUUCUCAUAAGAGGCGAUCUAGCAUUAAAAGGUGCAACACUAAACAUUCCCCCAUUUUCUUUUGGAAGACAGAUGGGUAGCAAUGCCACCACUAAAACGAGAAGGAUUGCUCGAGCUCGAAUCCAUGUAGAACGAGCAAUUGGACGUUUGAAAAACUAUGCAAUUUUGCAAGGUGUUAUGACUCUCCAGAUGAAGCCUUUGUACAGUCAAAUUGUAAAAGUAUGUGCAAUGUUAUGCAACCUUGACUGUCAACUUGUGAAGUAAAUCUUAUGUGUGUAAAUCAGUAUAGCACAUACAUUUG
This is a messenger RNA of Saccostrea cuccullata (small rock oyster), 1315 nucleotides long. RefSeq lists its product as uncharacterized. The record is from RefSeq and is a predicted model, not a curated record. Lineage: Eukaryota; Metazoa; Mollusca; Bivalvia; Ostreida; Ostreidae. The transcript has 4 exons. Bases 1 to 1278 code for a protein of 425 amino acids.